GCAUCCUCCACUGCGUUCCUAAGCCUCAAGCAGGGAGUUGGGUCGGAACUGGUGCCCAAAUGCGAUGUCAGCGGUAUCUGGUAGAGAGGAUUAGCGAGUUGAGCCAUUUUUUCUGAUACCAGCCUCUAAUGUUUUUAAAAGUUUAAUUUUAUUCUCAGAAUCAUCCAUUUUGUAGUUCACUCCCCAGAUAACAGCAGCAGCUGGGUCUCUAGGCCAAGCUGGUUAUAAGUUCCUGAUAAAAAAUGUGAUAUGUAAGUAUUUUGUUCAAUUUUGUGGAUUGUUUGCUUUUUAAUAAUGUCAUCUGGAGCCAGAAGCGUUGUCUUUUCAUAGUCUAACUUACUUUUUAUUGCAGAACUUUUUAGUGUCAUAUUUGGGAAUUUAUUACCUGUUCCAAAAUUGUGAACUUUGCUGUUUUCCUGUAAGGGUUUGUAGAUUUUCUUAUGUGUAAAUAUGUGGUCCUCUUUUGUUUAUGGUGUAAGGAAGGAGUUCACUUUGAUUUAAUCGAGUGUGUAUAUUCAGUAGUCCCAGCUCCAUUUGUUGAAAAUGACUCUCUGUUUCCAGUGUGUUACUAGUCUGUUAAUAUACUGUUUUGUGUAGAUGUGUGUAUAUACUUACUGUGAUAAUAUUAUUUUCUUUUUAAGGAAAAUUUCAAAAAUGUUUCAAAUACCAGUGGAAAAUCUUGACAGCAUUAGAAAGGUGCGAAAGAAGGUCAAAGGCAUUCUCAUGGACAUUGGACUUGAUAGCUGCAAGGAGCUGCUGAAGGACCUUAAAGACUUUGAUCCUGGAGAAAAGUACUUGCAUAACACAUCCUGGGGUGAUGUUUCUCUGUGGGAGCCUUCUGGAAAGAAAGUGAGAUACCGGACGAAGCCGUACUGCUGCAGCCUUUGUAAGUACUCGACAAAGGUGCUGACUUCAUUCAGGAACCAUUUACAUCGCUGCCACGAGGACGAGAUUGACCAGGAGCUGGUGAUUCCUUGCCCCAACUGUGUGUUUGCUUCUCAGCCUAGAGUGGUGGGAAAGCACUUCAGAAUGUUUCAUGCUCCUGUUCGCAAAGUCCAAAACUACACGGUGAAUAUUCUAGGAGAAACAAAAUCGUCGAGGAGUGAUGUGAUAAGUUUUACGUGUUUGAAAUGUAACUUUUCCAACACUUUGUACUACAGCAUGAAGAAGCAUGUACUAGUAGCUCAUUUUCACUACUUAAUUAACUCCUACUUUGGCCUACGAAAUGAGGAAACGGGUGAGCAACCGAAGACUAAUGAUGGUCUCUGUGGGGAGAAGGGGCCGCCGUCUGACAGAUUCUACUGUAAGAAGUGCAGUGCCAGUGCCAGCAGCCAGGAUGCAUUAAUGUACCACAUCCUGACAUCAGACACACACAGGGAUUUGGAGAACAAGCUUAGAUCUGUGAUCUCAGAGCACAUUAAGAGGACUGGACUUAUGAAGCAAAUGCAUAUAGCACCAAAGCCAGCCGCACGCAUGGCCAUCCCACGCAACAACAGUGCUCCCCCUGGUCUCACGGCCCCACCUCCUUGCUUUCGUCUUGCCUUGCCUCAGAACAAUCAAAGCUCAGCUGUGGUGCAGUCGGUGACUGUGGCCCCUGGCACGUCUGGGAACCUCACUCAAACUCCGUCUGCUAUUGCCCAGUCUCGGGUGACUCUGGUCUCUAGUCCUCUGCCCGUGUGCCAGAGCAGCCUCGCUCUACAGCCGUCGGCUCCUCAGCCUGUCUUCCUCUCCCCCGGGGUCCCACUUAAUAAGCCUGGGAAUCCUCCUGUGCUGCCCCUGAGCCAGCCUGUGAGACCUGCAAAGAAGUCAGUGGCCACUGGUGUCCUCCCUGUGAACCAGGCCGUUCGCCCUGGGGUCUUACCCCUCGCCCAGCCUGUGGGGCCUGGAAACAGGCCCCCUGGGCCUGGGGUCCUUCCUGUGAACCCCACUGUCACCCCUGGGGUUCUGCAGGCUGUCUCUCCAGGGGUCAUUUCUGUGAGUCGAGCAGUCCCAUCAGGGGUUCUACCUACGGGCCAGAUGACUCCUGCUGGGGUUAUUCCUGGACAGACAGCAACUUCUGGGGUUCUACCCCCUGGCCAGAUGGUCCAGUCAGGGGUUCUCCCUGUUGGCCAGACAGCCCCAUCUCGGGUUCUGCCCCCUGGCCAGACUGUGCCGUUGAGGGUUCUCCCUCCCGGCCAGGCGGUCUCUUCUGGGCUGCUUUCCCCUAACCAGACGGUUGCCACAGGUGCCGUUCCUGGGAACCAGGGCGUAGGGUCUGGUGUUCUUCAGCUCAGCCAGCCCGUCGUGUCAGGAGUUGUGCCCAUGGGCCAGCCGGUGAGGCCUGGUGUUCUGCAGCUGAGCCACCCAGUGAGCACCAGCAUUGUGCCUGUGAACCAGCCAGUGAGAGCUGCUGCCGCCGCUGCACAGAACACCACCUUUCUCACCUCGGGCUCAAUUCUCCGGCAGCUCAUCCCCACAGGAAAGCAAGUGAAUGGCAUUCCCACCUACACACUGGCCCCACUCUCAGUCACCCUGCCAGUUGCCCCAGGAGGCCUCACAACCGUCACCCCACCACAGAUGCCCAUCCAGCUCCUGCCCUCAGGGGCACCUGCGCAGACAGCCGGCUCUGUGCCCAGCCUGCCCACACCUCCUGUGCUGGUGGGCGCGGCCCAGAGCAUGUUCAUCCAGGCCUCUCCACCCAUGGCAGAUGCAAAUCAGGUGCUCAGACAGGCCAAGCAAUGGAAAACCUGCCCCGUGUGUAACGAGCUCUUUCCAUCCAACGUGUACCAGGUUCACAUGGAGGUGGCUCAUAAGCACAGCGAGUCCAAGGUGGACCAGAAAAGGGAACCCGAGAAGCUGGCAGCGUGUGCCCCGUUCUUAAAGUGGACGAGGGAGAAAGUGGUCCGCUGCCUGUCCUGCAAACGCUUGGUCUCAGAGGGGGAGCUAAUCCGCCACUUGCUGAUGCAUGGCCUGGCAUGCCUGUUCUGCCCUUGCACCUUCCAUGACAUCAAGGGCCUCUCGGAGCACAGUAAGACCGUGCACCUGGGGAAGAAGCGGCUGCCUGUGGAUUACAGCAACAGGGGCUUCCAGCUGGAGCUCGAUGCCAAUGGUAGCCUGCUCUUUCCCCACCUGGAUUUCAUCACUGCACUGCCAAAAGAGGAGCUUGGUGAGCAGGAGGUAUACCUGGCUAUCCUUGCUGGGAUACACUCCAAGUCCCUGGUGCCUGUCUACGUGAAAGUGAGGCCCCAGGCUGAGGGCGUGCCUGGAAGCCUCAGCAAGCCGGCCCUGACCUGCCCCUUCUGUUUUGCCACCUUUGGGACAACGGAAGCCUAUGAGCUGCACCUGAAGGAGCGACACCACAUCAUGCCCACAGUGCACACGAUCCUCAAGUCUCCGGCCUUCAAGUGCAUCCACUGCUGUGGGGUCUACACUGGAAACAUGACCCUGGCGGCCAUCGCCAUCCACCUGCUGCGCUGCAGAAGUGCUCCUAAGGACAGCGGCUCCGACCUCCAGAUCCAGCCUGAGCUCGUCAGCAACAGUGAGCUGCUGCUGGUCCGUGGGGAAGUGAUCCAGGACGCCAGCUUUCCCGUGAAGAGAAAGCUGUCUGAUGGUCACUUGGGGUCGGAAGGCCAGAGAGCUGGGGAGGAGCAGCCUCCCCUUUCGAAUGCCGAUGCAGCCCCUGGCCCCGAAAAGGGAGCAAGUGCUGUGCCUUGUAAAAGACAGAGGAAUGAGAGCAGGACAGAGGGACAGACGACCAGUGAGGACGUGCUUCAGAUUUUAGCACUGGAUCCCAAGAGAUACGAGGACCGCUCUUACGAGAAGAAAAAGCAGUUUCUCAGAGAUUAUUUUCACAAAAGACCAUAUCCUAGUAAAAAGGAAAUAGAAUUGCUAUCUUCACUCCUAUGGGUGUGGAAAAUUGACGUGGCUUCAUUUUUUGGAAAACGUAGAUACAUUUGCAUGAAAGCAAUAAAAAAUCACAAACCCUCUGUACUUUUAGGGUUUGAUAUGUCUGAACUUAAAAAUGUUAAACAUAGACUGAACUUUGAGUAUGAACCGGAAAGCUUAUGAAAAAGAGUGAAAGUGCUAGGUAAUAGAUUUGCUAUUGAGAUUUAAGAUAGGUUGUUUCUUCACUGUGUUGAAUUAAUCAAUUUCAGUGGUUGUUAUGCUGCUCUUUAGAUUUAUUUCAGGUGCUGAGAAAGACUAGUUUUUUCAGAUAGAGUUUCCUACAGUUUGAUUUGUAAAUUAUUUUUUUUCUGUCAUGUAAAUUAAAUUUUUUCAUGCACGCCUUGUUUUCCUAGUAGUGUCAGUGAUUAUACAACUAAAAAACUGAAAUUUUCCAUUUAAGGAAUUUCCAGUUUUUUUUUUCCAGAAACGUGACGUGACUUGCUGCAGGCUGGGCGGCUGGCUCUCCUGUAUCCUGCACAGCAGUGGCAGCUCAGCAGGUGCAGCAGUGUGGGCACAGGCCCUCUGGUGUUGCCCGUGAGGGACAUAACAGCAUCACCUUAGACUGGUUUCUUUGGAAGCCACUUGCUUAUUAGAUUAUAACUUUGAGUUAGCCUUUUUCAGGUUUGUCCUAAUAGCUUUUUUGGAACAAUAAAUCAUAAUUCAUGAAAAUCAAAUGCAUUUGUUAGGGAUAUAUUGACUGUGAGGUCUGGAGUCUAGCUCAUAAAGCAAGUCGUUUUACACGUGAAGUAACUAGGUGCAGAGUACUUCCGGUGUAGGUGUUCCCAUCUCAGUACAGAGUCCUGGCUCCACUCAUGUAAGACAGUGAAUCUUCAGUGCCUUUUGGAUGGAAAUAGUGAACACACACACAUCUCUUCCUAGCCUGGCUGCUCGGAAACUAGUGCAAGGGAAGGGCCGUGCUACUCAGGAAUGAAAUCUUUGCCCCUGAGUGUAAAUGUCAACUGAUAACUGCCUGACACUAAAGGGUUUGUAGGGGACAGGGUGAGCAAAAGCUGUCUGGUUGGUGUCCAGUCAGACAUGGUUUCCCAGGAGUGAGAGUGCUGGGCGCGUGGCUGUCCUGUGCCCCGGGUAGGUGGGUGGGGGUCACUAGUGAAUCUCCAUCGUCUUUCCGUUGUUUGGAUGUUAAAUCUGGUUUGUUCUACACAAUGUCAAAUGCGACAGCAGGAUCAGUCCUGGAGACCAACAGGUUCAGAUGCUGAGCCUUGAGGCUGGUUGAUGGCUGCAGAGGAGGACGUGGUGGCCUCUGUGGACUUUGGUGAAUCCUCUUGCAUGUGUUGCUGUCAUGUGCAUGCGUGAUGCAGCUGUGACACUGCUCUGUGAUUGUGGGUGUUUCUGUUGUAAAUUCAGAAAGAGCUUGUUGACCCUUUUUUUAACCUGUUGUUUUCAGAGUAUCUAUUUUGAAUUAAAAUUUGUUACAUCACUGCAAA
Molecule: messenger RNA, 5369 nt
Organism: Ochotona curzoniae (black-lipped pika)
Lineage: Eukaryota; Metazoa; Chordata; Mammalia; Lagomorpha; Ochotonidae
Gene: ADNP2
Product: ADNP homeobox 2
Exons: 3
Coding region: 598-4047 (1149 amino acids)
Biological process (GO): regulation of gene expression
Cellular component (GO): nucleus
Molecular function (GO): DNA binding
Source: RefSeq, a predicted model, not a curated record